UUACUGCUUACCGGCUGUAUCGUGUCAGAUUUUGGACAAAUUCUCCAGACACCGAAACUUGUCGGAGAAGACUGAAGAAGACUCGUCAAAGAUUCAUCAAUGGUGAUUCCUCCGAGUUCUAGGUUAAACCAUGGCACUGAGGUAGGCAGCAAGGAGUUUCACGCUUACUGCUUCUCUCUCGCUAAUCGAAUCGAUGAUGCUAUUGGGAAGGAUGAAGUUCCUUUAGACGUUCAAGACCUGGCUAUAACCCUCGAUCACGUGUGUCAACAAAGAUGUAAUGAUCAAACGAGGGCAGUGAUAAUGACGCUGAUGAUCUCUGUCAAGACUGCUUGUCGGCUUGGAUGGUUCCCGCAGAGAGAGUCUCAGCACCUGUUGGGUCUCGUAGACUCGAUGUUGAAAGAUUUCACCAGUCCUGAAGACGUUGCCUCUAGUGUCAAUAGUCCCAUCAGUCUAAUCCCACAGGUCAUGGAGAGGUUCUAUCCGUUUUUGAAGUUGGGACAUAUUCUUGUUUCUUCUGAGGCCACGGCGGAAUCAAACAUAUUGGCGAAGGACUUCCACAUUUCAAAGAAGAUGCUGCAACAUUCUCCCCAAGCGAAAGUAGGAUUAUUUGUUUUCCGGGCAGAGGAUAUAAGCAAAUCUAGUUGUCUCAUACAUCCACAGGAAGUCAGCUUUUUGUUGAAUGGAGAGGGCGUUGAAAAGAGAUAUAAUGCCUUAAUGGAGCCUGGGCCGCAGUGUCCAACGGAUGUUACUUCCCUGCUCAACCUUGGGGCAAAUCUUCUGCAAACCGUUGGCUGCUUUGGAGGUAGUUACUUUAUUGUUAUUGCCUUGUUGGAUGGCAUACCACUGCCCGUGAAUCCAUCACUGAAAGAUUAUGUUCAUUCUGAAGUCACUGAAUCAAAUUUAGAUUGUGACAUAAUCGAGGGACCAUCAAGGAUAUCUCUCAGUUGUCCUAUCAGCCGUACUCGUAUCAAGCUACCUGUGAAGGGUCGUGUCUGCAAACAUCUUCAGUGUUUUGAUUACUGGAACUAUGUGGAAAUAAACACGAGGUACCAUCAUGGCGCUGCCCUCAUUAUUCUAGAAGAGGUGGGACGUUAUGCUACUGAUGUGGUUAUCUCCGCUGAUGGAUCAUGGAAGGUUUUAACGGAGAGCAAUAAGAAUGUGGAAGCUGUGCCAGAAGCCACUCAGGGAGACCCAAAUAGCUUCCAGAAGUUAACGCCAACUGUUUUGGAUCUUACAAGUGAUGAGAAUGAAAUGGAAACAUCCGGAGGCACUCAGUUCAACGAACAUAAACCUUGUCUUUCCGAGAUUCACAACACACAUACGCCUGUGAUGGGUUAUCCUUUACUCAACCAGUCUUCUGCUUCAGUCAACGCGCUUCCGCAGUUACCACAAACUUUUAAUGUUUUUGAUGGGCAGCAACGGUUCACAAACUUUCCGCAAGUAGUAAACAGACAAGACUCAGCAGCAAGAGAAGCCUUAUAUCCGCAAGAUAGAUUAGCUACUAAUACAACUUGCUUCCACAUACCAAUGCCUGCUGCUCAGUCUUCUCAAUUUCAAGGGUCACAUGUUACUCCCCUUGGCCAUUCUCUAGGAAGAGCUUCUGGAUAUAACCACAUCUAUGAUAAUGGCAUAACUCAAACUCACAUGCCUCCUCCUUUGCAUCAUCAAUAUGCAAUGCAGAACCAGAGGCUUCACACCAGGAGGUCCAGGAGCCCGUCCCCUGCGCAGGAAAGACAGAUCCCAUCUGGCAUUACACAUCACCAGAGGUUAUUUGCCAACUAUGGAGGGACCUCUUACCAGAGACUCAUGCAAAGACCUGUUCAAAGAUUGAAUCCUGUCGGCGCAGGGCAACAGUUCCCAUGGCGUGAACUCACGAAUAUGAACAGAAUGCGAGGCAGCCUAACUCCCGGUUCCACGGGGUAUGAACACAUGAUCAUUCAACCUACCAGGCCGGUUCAUGCACCAGCUCAAACACUUGCUCAGCCUCAGACAACAGCUUACAAUUAUAUCCCGGCUCAGGCGCAAGUUCAAACACUUCCUCCGCCUCAACCAACAUCUUACCAUAGUAUGGCCGAUGAAAUUCAAGCAUUUUUGGCUCAUCCAAGCUAUCCAAACGGCAACACUGGAACGCAGGCUAGGACCGGUUCAUUGCCUGUGGAGGAAGGUGUUGGGCCAACAGGCUUGCUUUGGUCAAUGCCUCCUGAGGCAUGGUGAUGAUCUGAUGGCAUAGAGACUCAGCACAUGGUUGGUAGCAAUAGUAUGAAUCCCACUAACAAGAAAGUAGUAUUAUCAUAUAAGUCCAUUUUUUGUACUAACCGGUUUAGAUUUCCGGUUUGUAUAUGAGGAUCUAAGGGUAUUCUUGAGAUGUACUCAAUGUGAAAAAAAAAAAUUAUCAGGGUUCUUUUGAUAUCCUUCUAAAAGAAUUUAUAUUUGGGGCAUA
Molecule: messenger RNA, 2440 nt
Organism: Brassica rapa (field mustard)
Lineage: Eukaryota; Viridiplantae; Streptophyta; Magnoliopsida; Brassicales; Brassicaceae
Product: E4 SUMO-protein ligase PIAL1
Biological process (GO): protein sumoylation
Cellular component (GO): chromatin
Molecular function (GO): zinc ion binding; SUMO ligase activity
Source: RefSeq, a predicted model, not a curated record